UUUAGCCCCUGAAACGCCAUCGCUUUGGCCUUCCUAUGGAGACGUGCCUUGCUUGCUUGAUGCUUCUGCUGUUUCUCUCCCGUCCCGGUCUCGCAUCUCGUUUGCAAAAUUUGGGUCGAAAGUCGAAAAGCAACAUAGAGAGCGAAUCUAUUCUUUAAUCAUUAUGCGCCUACUAGGAGAGGAGACGAAUGGAUUGCGAAUUGAUUAAGGGGAGGAAGGAGACCAAAAAGAGAGGAUAAUUGUGAUUGCGGGGAAGGCAUUAUUAUGCUUAAUUAUAGGUGACGGUUGUUGAACAAAUCCUCUGUGUCGUCUCGUCUCGAGAGCCAAUAGGAUGCAACCAAAUGGAGAGCUGCCUUUUGGUUUUGGGGGUUUUUCCUUGGCAUUCUUCUGCCGGUGAGGGUGAGGUGUGACUCUUAACGGAAAUUAAGUAAACGGUGGGGACGACUGAACUGAUAGAAGGCGAUAGAGGACGAGAGCGAGAAUUUUGAGAUUUCAACGUCCCAUGGAGCGGCGGAGCUGAGCAGCGAGAGAGAGAGAGAGGGAACGAAGGAAUGGGUCUCAUCACUCAUAGAGUAGACAGAAGCGAAAUCCAGCCAGGAGAUCACAUCUACACUUACAGAGCCGUCUUCACUUACUCCCACCAUGGAAUUUAUGUUGGGGGAAGCAAAGUAGUCCACUUUACCCCCAAAAAGACGGCACAAUCUAGAGAUGCUUCUUCUUCUUCUUCUUCAAUUAUUACUACAGACUCGGUGCCAAGCAUUCCAUCAUCCUGCUGCGACAUCUUUCCGGACUGUGGAUUCAGGCAGCCAGGCAGUGGAGUUGUCUUAACAUGCCUUGACUGCUUCCUUGGCAAAGGAUCUCUCCACUUGUUCGAGUACUCUAUCCAAACUUCGCUGUUCCUCACCAAACUGAGAGGUGGCACUUGCUCCACAGCAGCUUCCGACCCACCACAAUCCGUCGUCCACCGAGCAAUGUACCUACUUCAGAAUGGAUUUGGCAAUUACGAUGUGUUUCGGAACAACUGCGAGGACUUUGCUCUCUACUGCAAGACGGGCUUGCUGAUAACGGACAGCCAAGGUGUUGGCAGGAGUGGUCAAGCUUCUUCGGUGAUUGGUGCUCCUUUAGCUGCUAUUCUCUCUUCGCCACUCAAGUUGCUGAUGCCAAGUCCGGUGGGCGUCGCCACAGUCACUGCUGGGAUGUACUGCAUGAGCAGAUAUGCUACUGAUAUCGGUGUGAGGAGCGAUGUGAUUAAAGUAGCUGUUGAAGACUUGGCUGUUAACCUGGGUUGGGGAGACGAGACCGUGGAAGCCGCCGAUGAUGCUUCUUCUCAGCUCACUGAUUACCAUGUCAUUCAAAGGAAAGAUUAAAAGACUUCGGUAAUUCAUGAUCCUGCAUAUACAUACAUAUGCAUUCUUUUGAAUUAGCAAGUUGUGAUCUCUAUAAAAAGCUUCCUUCUUUGAAGAAAACCCAUUGUCACCUUCUUGCGUCUGUCUGUCACAAGCAUUGGUGUUUGGUGAAGUAGGAAAGGGUCAAAUUAAAUUUCUGAUAUGGAACUUAUUAUUGUUCGUUCAACUAUAAGCGUAAGAUUUAUAUUUUAGCUGCUCUGUAUGUGCAUUUGGUUCGGAUCGGUUGCGUAGCGCAUUCCAUGAUUGGGAGCUCCUUCACCUUCAGCGUAUCCUAUAUUGUGCAG
Linum tenue is the source of this 1690-nucleotide messenger RNA. The record is from the annotation of a GenBank genome assembly. Lineage: Eukaryota; Viridiplantae; Streptophyta; Magnoliopsida; Malpighiales; Linaceae.